Messenger RNA from Verticillium dahliae VdLs.17, 1221 nucleotides. Its product is annotated as casein kinase II subunit beta-2. The record is from RefSeq and is a predicted model, not a curated record. Gene Ontology annotation, cellular component: protein kinase CK2 complex; cytoplasm. The transcript has 3 exons. Lineage: Eukaryota; Fungi; Ascomycota; Sordariomycetes; Glomerellales; Plectosphaerellaceae. Bases 161 to 946 code for a protein of 261 amino acids. Gene Ontology annotation, molecular function: protein kinase regulator activity.
AUCACUUCUCGUGCGGUAGACUGCUUGAACGACCGUCGCAUAGCAGAGCCGCAGAAGCACGCCUGUGAGCGCCAUCGGCCACAAGCUACCACCCUGAUCCGAGUUCUUCUUACCUCACAGACUUCGACACCCAGCCAGCAAACGGCGCGAUACCCUUUGGAUGGGCCACAAUACAGACCAGGAAGAAGACGCGAUUACAGUACGAGCCGUAGCGGCCUUGGUGUCUUUGAUGCCCAGCACCCGCACCAUGGAAGACUUUGUGAGCGAGUCCGAUAGCGACUACACUAGCUAUUGGAGGGACUGGUUCAUCUCGUCCCGCGGCAACGAGUACUUUUGCGAAAUCGACGAGGAUUACCUCACCGAUCGGUUCAACUUGACCGGCCUUAACACGGAGGUCCAGUACUAUCAAUACGCCCUCGACCUGGUCACCGACGUCUUCGACCUCGACUGCGACGACGACAUGAGAGAAACCAUUGAGAAAUCCGCCCGUCACCUGUACGGCCUCGUCCACGCACGCUACAUUGUCACAACACGAGGCCUGCAAAAGAUGCUCGAAAAGUACAAAAAGGCCGACUUUGGCAAAUGCCCUCGCGUCAUGUGCCAAUCCCACCCUCUUCUGCCCAUGGGCCUCUCCGACGUGCCCCAGCCUCAAGCCCGUCAAGCUCUACUGCACCCGCUGCGAAGACAUUUACAACCCAAAGUCGUCGCGCCACGCCGCCAUCGACGGCGCCUACUUUGGCACGUCCUUCCACAACGUCCUCUUCCAGGUCUACCCCACGCUCGUGCCCGCCAAGAGUAUCGAGCGAUACGUACCCCGUGUGUACGGCUUCAAGGUGCACGCCUCCGCGGCCCUCAUACGUUGGCAGAACCAGAAGAAGGACGACAUGCGACGCCGCCUGCGCAAGAUGGACGUCGAGGUCGGGUUCAGGGACGACAACAUGGAUGACCUCGAGGAGGAGAGCGGAGAUGCAAGAGUGACUGUCGUUCAGGAUGCCACUGGACAAAACGCAAUGGCGUGAGCGGCUGAGGGGACGGAUCAUGUAGUUUCCCCCUCGUGGAAUUAGUAAUGACGUUAUGAACGUUUUCCCUUGGCGCGGCCAGGAGUCCCGUCCGAGGCACAUCCCGAACCGUUCAAGAAAGGGCCAGGAAGACGUCUCUACGAUGUGGAGCACGGGGGGGUUGUUUAACGCCUUCAAUACAACGCAACAUUUUUUUUUCCAA